This is a messenger RNA of Symbiodinium necroappetens, 634 nucleotides long. The record is from the annotation of a GenBank genome assembly. NCBI's taxonomy places the organism in Eukaryota, Dinophyceae, Suessiales, Symbiodiniaceae.
AUGGGUUUGGAGACCAGCUGCUUGGUGCAGCCAGGCGCGCCCAGGCACCAAAUCGGCGGCUAUACUUCCACAGGCUGCUUCGUGCCGGGGAACAGCUGCAUGGGCCCGGGGAGCGCGUGCAUGAAUCGCCAAGAUGCCCGCAAUGUGAAGAACGGCGAGGCAAAAGGUGCCCGUGGAAACCACGGCCCACUGCUGGAGUCGCUGACGCUGCGGCCCUUGCCCACGGGUCCGGGGCCCUUCUGUGGACCCGAUCGGGGCGUCACCCUCGAGGCGAAGUACGCAUCCUCGGAGGAGGCCUGCAAGGCUGCCAAGAAGUUCGCUGUGUCCGGAGACGCGCAGCAGGCGCUGGUCGCCUACUCCAAUGCCCUGGAGUUGGACGAGAACAAUCCUUGUGUCUGCGACGACUUCGGACAGUUCCUACUGGCCCACGGACAGUUGGCUGGAGCAGAGUACCUCUUCACCCGAGCCGUGUCCUUGGACCCACAGAAUGCCCAGUACUGCUACCGUAAAGGUGUGGUGCUGCAGCAGCAGAGGCAGCUGAAGCAAGCCAUAGAGGCCUUCACUGCAGCUUUGGCUUUGAAGCCUCAGUUUCUGGGUGCCCUCUUCAACCUGGGGGUGGUGCACCGUGAGCUGG